Molecule: messenger RNA, 520 nt
Organism: Culex quinquefasciatus (southern house mosquito)
Lineage: Eukaryota; Metazoa; Arthropoda; Insecta; Diptera; Culicidae
Product: RNA-binding motif protein, X-linked 2
Exons: 2
Coding region: 81-494 (137 amino acids)
Biological process (GO): mRNA splicing, via spliceosome
Cellular component (GO): precatalytic spliceosome; catalytic step 2 spliceosome; U2 snRNP
Molecular function (GO): RNA binding
Source: RefSeq, a predicted model, not a curated record
CGAUGUUUGUAAACAACUAAAAUCAGCUUUUUUUGAAUUCGUUUUUUACGUUUAAAAAAUUGUUUUAAAAGUAUUUAAAAAUGAAUCCUAUGACCAACAUGAAAAACGUGCUCAAACUGAGCGAACAGGACCUGAAAUUCGGCGGCAAAAAUUCCUGGCAUGACCAGUACCGGGACAGCGCGUGGAUCUUCGUGGGCGGCCUUCCUUCCGAGCUGACCGAGGGGGACCUGCUGGCGGUAUUUUCCCAGUACGGUGAAAUCGUCAACAUAAACCUGGUGCGCGACCGAAAGACGGGCAAAUCGAAGGGCUUUGGCUUUAUCUGUUUUGAAGAUCAACGCUCGACGGUGCUGACGGUGGAUAAUUUGAACGGGAUUAAGCUGCUUGGGCGGACGCUGCGGGUGGACCACGUUUCGGAUUACAAGCCGCCAAAAGACGACAAAGCUGACGAGGAGACGCGGCGGUUGUACAUGGAGGGAUGUGCACCAAAGUAUUAGAAUAAAGUAAACAACUGUGUAUGAAU